Molecule: messenger RNA, 2400 nt
Organism: Phoenix dactylifera (date palm)
Lineage: Eukaryota; Viridiplantae; Streptophyta; Magnoliopsida; Arecales; Arecaceae
Product: pollen receptor-like kinase 1
Biological process (GO): protein phosphorylation
Molecular function (GO): protein kinase activity; ATP binding; protein binding
Source: RefSeq, a predicted model, not a curated record
CACCACGCCUGCUCUCGUCCUCGUAACCCUCUUCCCUUUACCACCUCUCUCUCCGCCCCCCGAAACCAUGCAUUCAAAACCAAUCUCCCAUCUCCUCAUCUCCACCACCCAUAACACCAGUGGCGUUGCCGCCGGUGACCCCUCUUCGACGCGAUAACCCCACCGCGACCGCGCCAUGGCCGGACUGGCUUCGCUGUGGUGGCCUCUACGGCCCCUCAUGGUCCUCCUCAUCCUCACGGCAUCCUCCCACCUCUCCCUCUCCGAGGAUGCGGACGUCCUCCUCAAGUUCAAGGAGACGCUGGCCGCCAACGGCGGCGGUGCUGCGCUGGGUAACUGGGUCGCCGGCUCGACGCCAUGCAACGGGAAGGCCUCGCUGUGGACCGGCGUCAUUUGCUACAACGGGGACGUCCACGGGCUGCAGCUGGAGAACAUGAAGCUGUCAGGAAAUCUAUUGAUCGACGUCCUCGUGGAUCUGCCAGCCCUCCGCACCCUGAGCUUGAUGAACAACGACCUGGAGGGGCCCAUCCCGGACAUCGCGAAGCUGCCGGCGCUCAAGACCAUAUACCUGUCCAACAACAGGUUCUCCGGCGGGAUUGCCGACGACGUGUUUAAGAAGCUCCGGGCCAUGAAGAAGGUGCACCUGUCGCGCAACCAGUUCACCGGGCCGAUCCCGACGUCGCUCGUCGGGCUGACGAGGCUCCUGGAGCUGAGGCUGGACGGCAAUAAGUUCGAGGGAUCGAUACCGGAUCUGCGGCAGCCGGAGCUCUACCUGGCGAACAUGUCCUAUAACAACCUGGAGGGACCAAUUCCGGUUGGGCUCAGCAAGAUGAAAGCUAGCAUGUUUGAAGGCAACAAGAAUCUUUGCGGUCCUCCACUUGAUGUCCCAUGCACAAAAUCUUCAUCACCAUCAUCAUCAUCAGAAUCACCAUCAUCAUCAGAAUCACCAUCAUCAUCGAUGAAGGAGAAGAAGAUCUCCCCUGCUCUUCUAGUUGUCAUCAUAGUGAUAGCUAUUGGAGUACUACUAGCAAUCAUUGGCAUGAUCUUGUUCAUCGUCCGCCGCCGUCGUGAACAGACGGAACCAGGCGUUCUUCCACCCAGCAAAACCAAGAAGACCGAUCCUUCAGAGGCAGACAAGCUGGAACGGGUCGCAGUGGAUUCCAGUGGGGAAGGGAAGAAGGUCGCAAAUGCAGAGCACGUUAAGCUGACGUUUGUUAAGGAGGGGGUGCAGAGGUUUGAGCUACAGGAACUGCUCAAGGCUUCCGCUGAGGUGCUGGGCAGUGGGAACUUUGGGUCCUCGUACAAGGCCAUCCUUUUUGACGGUCCGACGGUGGUCGUCAAGAGGUUCAACAAGAUGAAUGCCGCCGGGAGGGAAGACUUCCAGGAGCACAUGCGAAGGCUGGGGAGAUUGUCUCACCCCAAUCUGCUGCCUCUUGUGGCCUACUACUACAAGAAGGAGGAGAAGCUAUUAGUCACUCAUUACAUCCCUAAUGGUAGCUUGGCUCAUAUGCUCCAUGGUAGAGGUGGCUCCGCUCUUCGACCACUUGAUUGGCCCACACGCCUGAAAAUAGUGAAGGGUGUAGCAAGAGGCCUUGCAUUCCUCUACGAGGAGCUCCCGAUGUUGACCGUACCUCAUGGCCAUCUCAAGUCCUCCAACGUGCUUCUCGACGACUCCUUCGAGCCCCUCCUUACGGACUACGCCCUGGUGCCGGUGAUGAACCAGACCCAUGCCUCGCAGAUCAUGGUGGCCUACAAGUCCCCGGAAUGCGCAGAACGCGGCAGGCCAUCCAGGAAAAGCGAUGCAUGGAGCUUUGGGAUAUUGAUGCUAGAGAUAUUGACGGGGAGGUUUCCAGCCAAUUAUCUGCGGCAGGGCCGAGCAGGCACGGACUUGGCGAGCUGGGUGAACUCUGUUGUGAGAGAGGAGUGGACUGGCGAAGUGUUCGACAAAGAGAUAAGUGGGACUAAGGAUGGUGAGGGAGAGAUGCUGAAGUUGCUUCAGAUUGCAUUGGGUUGCUGUGAGACGGAUGUCGAUAAGAGGUGGGAUCUGAGGAUGGCGCUCGAAAAGAUCGAAGGAUUGAGAGAGAAGGAAAGUGAUGAGGACUACUCUUCAUUUGCCAGCGAGGGAGAGGCGACUAUGUCGAAAACUAUGACUGACGAUGACUUCUCUUUCUCGACAAUUCACUGAGUUUCUUCUCAGUGAGGAAGCUUGGAGAAAAUGCGGCGUUUGAGCAUUUACGUUUCGAUUUAAAGCAUUUUUAGGUGGAUUACUGGUGGUGUAGUCUUCUCCUCUAUAAGCUUUUCGAGUGUGUAAAGUGGUAGAUUCGUAAUAAUUUGAUGUGCUGUAUUAGGAUUUCAGCCUGAUCAAUUCCUAUUUCUCUCCACAUUUCUCUUUCUGCUUCUAAA